This is a messenger RNA of Arabidopsis arenosa, 545 nucleotides long. The record is from the annotation of a GenBank genome assembly. Lineage: Eukaryota; Viridiplantae; Streptophyta; Magnoliopsida; Brassicales; Brassicaceae.
CUUCUCCCACAAUUUAUUAGUUAGAAUAUAAAAUUUCAUUCUCUCCCAAAUUAAACACAUAUGCAGACAAUGGAAGGACGACAAUAUAAUUACCAAGACAGCAUAAACAGGAGCUCAUCCAUGGUGGUGCCUCACUCUCCGUGGCACUCUCCGGUUCCUUAUCUCUUCGGUGGUUUGGCUGCCAUGUUGGCUCUCAUCGCCGUCGCUCUUCUCAUUCUCGCCUGUUCUUACUGGAGCCUCUCCGGCUCCGCUCAGAGCGAUCUCGAGGCCGGAGAUGAUGCUAAACCCGACAAUGACACUAACAAGUCUAAGCCAAUGGCGAUGCCGGAGAAGUUUCUCGUCAUCAUGGCCGGUGAUGUCAAACCUACUUACUUGGCUACGCCGGCGACUCGGUCUGAUCAAAGCUGUACUUGCGGCGAUCAUAACGAAGAAGAAGGAAGAGGAGGCUAGUGAUCAGGUGGUACGGCAGAGCACCGAAGGUUACGGUGAGCCGUCCUUCAUCUUUUGAAAACAGAGCAAUCGUUACGGAGUACUCUGGAUUGUUU